This is a messenger RNA of Linepithema humile (Argentine ant), 1206 nucleotides long. Lineage: Eukaryota; Metazoa; Arthropoda; Insecta; Hymenoptera; Formicidae. The record is from RefSeq and is a predicted model, not a curated record.
UCUAUAUAAUGGAUUUUAUUAUAUUACAUCGUGUUUAUGUUAUUAUGUACAGAAUGUAUUAUUUGUAUUCGUUUUACGAAUUUUGUCAUGUUAACGUAUUUUUUGAAAUUAUCUUCUUAAACCAAUAAUUUUUAACAUGCGUUUUCCUGGAGAUUACGCUUGAUUUUGAUGCAAUAAAAAUGCAUCAGCCGAGAUUAUAGCGUUCUGCUUAUCUACAAGCUUUCUAUCAUACAUUACACUAUUAUUUUUAUUUUAUAGCAACUGUUGAUAGAGCAGUAUUAAUAAAAAAAUGAUGUAUGCAUGUGUAACCAGUAUUACACGCCAUAAUCAUAUGCGUGUAACAAAAUACAUAUUUUUCGUGAGAUAUUAUUGAUAUCAUCAAAACUGUAUCGAUGUGUAUUAACUGUCAACAAUGAACAUAAUCUACUGAUAUCUAAUGAAAGAUAACAUUGUCUUGUAAUUUUGAUAAUUUUACGAUUUUAAGACGUUUUUGAUUAUUUUACCACGAUGUUUUACAAAAAUAGGUUUUUAUGAGUACUAAGUUUGACUCGUAUCCAUUUUAAAUAAAUUAAAUAGUCAAUGCCAAUCCUUGAAAAGUCGAAUGUCAAGUUUGAUACUCUCGACGACAUUCAACACCCUACAAAUCUUUCUGUUUAACUUUGUACUUACGAUGAGAUCGUCGCGAUGAGAUUGUUGUGAUGAGAUUGUCCUGAUAUAUAAAAGUCGCAAAUCGAUGCUUCUAUAUAAAAGCUUCCGAAGCAUCUAAUAUUAUCAGUUGCAUUUGCGUAGUGACACAAAUUACAUUUAAAAAAUCCACAAUGGCUCGCCUAGUUGCCCUGCUCGUUCUUAUCGUUGCAGUCUACACCGUCUACGGCUUUGCUCUGAAACCUCAAUGCGGUCCUAAUGAGGAAUGGAGUAUUUGCGCAAAACCCGAAAUUUGCGAAGAGAAGUGCGGUCAAGAAACGCCGUUGUUAUGUCCUCUAGUUUGCGUUGAACGUUGUCAGUGCCUACAAGGGUAUAAGAGAAAUUUAAUAAACCUUUGUGUUCUCUCGCCAGAAUGUUAACAAAACGAUGAAUUUUUCUCGAAAACGACGACAACACACAGCCGAAUCUUUUGGAAGGGAAACUUGUUUCGGCAAUUGUUUUAAUUUACAUUCUUAGAAUUUAUUAUAUAUAAUUAUUAUUCACAUAUCUCUAUGCUUUAUU